Diaporthe amygdali is the source of this 1623-nucleotide messenger RNA. RefSeq lists its product as uncharacterized. Lineage: Eukaryota; Fungi; Ascomycota; Sordariomycetes; Diaporthales; Diaporthaceae. The record is from RefSeq and is a predicted model, not a curated record. Gene Ontology annotation, cellular component: mitochondrion. The coding region runs from base 1 to 1623 and encodes 540 amino acids. Gene Ontology annotation, molecular function: proline dehydrogenase activity; FAD binding. The transcript is spliced from 2 exons.
AUGGCUUCACUUCGGCCACUUUUGACCACGACUUCUCGCGAUAGGACAAUGGCUAUGAUACCUGCGAAUUCAUUGCGUGGCGGCGCGUUUGCGCCUGCUUCCAGAGUCGAGAUCUCUCUUCUGAAGUACAGACCUCUGCGGCAGCCACAGUUCAACCGCGAUGCAUCCACCACAACGUCAACACCGGCCCAAACGCCGCCAUCAGCCUCGCGAUCCCUUCACUCAUCCAGCACAACCCGCCAAGCAGGUGCAGCUCUCAACACCCAAGCUAUUCCGGGCCCAGACUUCGAGCCAACACCCCCACCCAACAUGGCCAAGGCACCCUUAUCGGUGCUCCCCUUCACCACGAUACUCCGCUCUCUGGCGGUGACCACCAUGUCCUCUUCCCCCGUCCUCCUACCUCCCUCGCUAGCAAUUAUGAGCAUGCUUGCACACACUACCAACCCGAUCCUGAACCCUGACCGCAAUCCUCUUCUGAAACAACUGAUAAAGAAGACUUUCUACGCGCAGUUCUGCGCAGGCGAGAUCGCGCCAGAGGUUAAGGCGACGAUGGCACGUCUCAGGGGUAUCGGGUUCUCGGGUGUUAUCCUGGGUUAUGCUAGGGAGGUCGUCUUGACCGACAAGCAGCUGGAGGGCCUGGCUACUUAUGGCCUGGAUAGCGAGACGGCGGAGGAGUGCAUGCGGAACGAGGUUAUCCCUUGGACCAAAGGAACGUUGGAGACGGUGCGGCUGGCCGAACCGGGUGACUACGUGGCUUUGAAGUUCACGGGCGCAGGCCGCAAGGCCCUCUGGACCCUUUCUCAGCGCCAGCCUCCACCAGAGGCUCUCGCCAGCGCCAUCGACGAGAUCUGCACUCUUGCAGCAGAGCGAGGGGUCAGGCUGCUCUUCGACGCGGAGCAGCAGGCGGUGCAGGCAGGCAUCGACGACUGGACGCUCGCGUACAUGCGCAAAUACAACAACAAGACCCCCGGAAAGGCCGUCAUCUACGGCACCUACCAAGCGUACCUGAAGGCGACACCCUCAGUGGUGUCCGCACACCUGCGGGCCGCGCGCGAGGAGGGGUUCACGCUGGGCGUCAAGCUCGUGCGCGGCGCCUACCUGGGCAGCGACCCGCGCCACCUGAUCCACGACACCAAGGCCGACACGGACGCGUGCUACGACGGCGUCGCGGAGGCGCUGCUGCGGCGCGAGUGGACGGGCCCACUGGCGCAGUUCGCGCCCGCGGACGGCAGGUUCCCGAGCGUCAACAUGGUGCUCGCGUCGCACAACGCCGAGACGGUGCGCAAGGCCCGCGCGGUCCUCGACGCCGGCCACCGCGGCACCGAGGUCGCCUUCGCGCAGCUGCAGGGCAUGGCGGACGAGGUGUCGUGCGAGAUCCUGGCCAGCAGGGACGGCGCGGCCGCUUCUAGCAGCGGUAUCGGCGGCGGCGGCGAGAAGGCCGACGGCAGCUUCAAGCCCCGCGCGUACAAGUACCUCGUCUGGGGCUCCACCGGCGAGUGCAUGAAGUACCUGCUCCGCCGGGCGCAGGAGAACAAGGACGCUGUGCAGCGGACCAAGAGCGGGCGGGACGCCAUGAGGGCCGAGAUGUGGAGGCGGCUCAAGGGCGCCUUUGGGCUGGCUUAA